This is a messenger RNA of Dovyalis caffra, 201 nucleotides long. Lineage: Eukaryota; Viridiplantae; Streptophyta; Magnoliopsida; Malpighiales; Salicaceae. The record is from the annotation of a GenBank genome assembly.
AUGGGAGACUCUCGAGAGGAUCUUUACCAAGAAGAAUACAGCAAGAUUGUAACUUCGAAAAAUGAAUUGGCAAUUUUGACACAUAAAGAAUUGGAUUCGGAUGAAAAGAUCGGUGAAGCUCGUCCGCGACGGUUUCUCAUUCGAGGCUCGAAGAAAGAGUAUACGCCUUUUAUUACUUCUAUUCGGGGAUGGCCGAAUUAA